UGAGGCAGAAUGAGUGACAAGCGAUUUCAGUGGUAAUUGGUAGUGAGUAGAUAAGAGGAUGUGCGUAGAGUAUCGUGAGGUACUGCUAUGGUCACGUUGCAUUCUGCAAGAGUCAUUCUAGCAAGUGGCGAUUGUGUUGCAAGAUGUCAAGAGGAGGUCUCUGUCUGGAGGCGCAGGUCGUCAGCGAUGUGUGAGAUUGUGCUGUGGGUAUGCUUGUGGUGUGUUGGCUUUUCUGUUUGUUUUCCAUUUCAGCUCUGUCCGUGUGACCCAGGUUCUCGCAAUGGCAUCCAAGUCAACGUGUAUUGGUCGUGAAGGAAAAAAGGGUUGGAUCCCUUUUUUGCCGGGGAGUGUCAAUGGAGUUGAAGAUUGAACGAUCAAUUCUUGGUUGUUUGCUCAAAAUCAACUUCCCCAAUUUUCGCGGAGGCAUCAAUACGACAGUCAUCGUCUCAUCGGUCGCUGUUCAGAAAGAAGUCAGUAGCAAACCAUCAGAA
Messenger RNA from Trichobilharzia regenti, 491 nucleotides. Lineage: Eukaryota; Metazoa; Platyhelminthes; Trematoda; Strigeidida; Schistosomatidae. The record is from the annotation of a GenBank genome assembly.